AUGGCGGAAUCUGGGAUUGUGGAGUUCUACAUCACCUGCAAUCCCCCUUUACUCGCGUUAGGCGUCAAGGACCUCGUUGAAUCUGUCAAGUUGGCAUGCCAGGAUGAACUCCUUGAGAUCUUGCACGAGCCGGACAUACCAUGGUUCAAGUGCAUCACCAUGGCAGAGCAUCAGCACAAAAUCGCCGAUACUAUCCAAUAUUUGAUGCACGACCUAUUGGACGCAGAAGUCGAGCAGCUCAAGUUCAACGCAAUAGAGGACAUUGACGUCGAAGAGGGUUAUCUACAUCCAGAUGUCUUGCAGAAAGUCCCAGAAAACCCCCGCGUCAUGGCGUGGCUGUUAUACAAGGCUCUUGGAGAGGACAUCUACGAUACCUUUGCAGACCACCAAUUUCCGGUGACUAUGGCCAAUAUUCCUUACAAAUCGACUUGGAGAGGACUCCAAAAUUCGAGUGGUGUUCCCAUAGACACCCUACUAUCUGCGUUUUCUCUUCUCUCAAAGUCCAAAGACGCACCUAUCACGGUCCACGACUUUGCCUUUUCCACCAACUGCGAGAUCUCGUACAACCUCAGAGGAGAGUUGAUAUAUAUCGGAUCUUGGGAAUCAAUGGAAACUGUCGAAAAGACAGUACGCAAGCUCAACUCGAUGCUGAAUCUGCUGGCAAGCAAACCUCAAGUAGCAUCGCAUAUCCUUCUUCUUGAGGGCCAAGCAUCUGUCAGACUGACAUUCAAAUGGAUGUCUCACGUUGGGCUAGCUCGGGCCACUUUUGCUACUCCAUCUGGUGACACGGAUAUUGCAACCGAAUACAAGCUGCUCUCCAAUGCAGCUAUCGUGAGGACUGAGACUUUGGACAGGCAUGGCCGUUGGAUCCCUGAUACCAUUGUCUAUCCGUUGAAAGACGCACCGCCGGCUGAAGCUGAACCGGGGCUCGUCGCCUUCAAGGGUUACGUCCCACCUACCAAGAAAAGAGGCGCCAAGAUUCGAUUGCUCCAUGAAUCGGAAGUUGUGAAGGAGCCAAAGGUCAUGUCGCCAGCUCGGACAGAGACCUUGAGUCCACUUCGCGAACCUGUACAAAGCGAUCAAAUGGCUCAUCGCGACGCGCCGGCAAACAGCCUGAAGCUGACCUCUCCUGUGCCGGCUUAUAACGAUCAAAGCAUAGAUCACCAUCAAGAUCUCGUCGAUGAUCAGGAGCUUUUGGCUCAGCCACAGCCGCCUGCAUCUGCUCUACUCUCGCCCGAAUUGCCUAGUGUGGAGGCAGUGAUGGGAUCUAUGCGGCCACUGGCCAAUACCGAGACCGAACUUGUGCGCAACCACAGGCCAUCGGCGGCCGGAAGCUGCAUUUUGGAUUGGGAAGAAGAAAUCCAUUCUCAGUUCACGAUGUCCAAUCACUGCAAAGGUGAUCUUCUCAUCUCUCAGGAAGACGGAAUCCAGCCACAGUUCCCCUUGCCCAAGCACUACGAGGGUGAUCUUCUCAGCUCUCAGCAAACUGAACUUCAGCCUCAGUUUACGAUGUCAAACGACUGCGAAGAUGAGCUUCUCAUCUCUCUAGACGAGCCGGGUGAGGGGACCCUGAGUGGGAGCGGGCCAGCUGGCAGUGAGGUCCCGAGCACAGUCACGGAACUUCAAGAGUUGAACGAUAGACUUGUCCGCCUGGAGCAGUUCAAGAGUUCUAAUGAUGAUUUGAUAUGUCUGGAUUAUGAUGAGCCACCGACUCAAACUUUGACCCGCGCAAAGUCCGUUUGGGGCACUUGCGACCAUGACCCUAUUGGCGAGAGCAACCCUCUUGAAGCUCAGGAGAUAGAUCUAACGAGCAGAACCUCCGAUGGCUCGCUGAGCUUUGGACUAAUGAAAGAGGAGCCAAGAGAAAUGUUCCGUACCAUGAAGCAGAAGGGAGGCCGUGCAAUUAAUCCUUCGGGCAAGGCGGCCCCUUCUCCUAAAGGAAACAGUUCUCGUGCCAGGCAGGCACCGACAAAGAGGAGCCAAAGCAUUCAAUCAUCGACACGCCGCAAUUCUUCAACGCCGACAGGGCCGAAACAAAAACCAGAAUUUGACUCUGAUUUCCCAGCCCUCGUGAAAUCGCCCAAGUCGCCCAAGAAACAUGCACCGAAGCCAUUGCUUUAUGCUGAUGCCGCCAAGUUACCAAACACGCCGCGUUCAACGACUGGUGGGCCACUACAGAGGCCACCACCCCGGUUUCCCGGUCUGGGUGGCAGCAGUAUUCCGCCGGCAUGGGCCCCUGAGCCUGAAGGCAAGUUGUCCAAGGAGCCAAAACUGGAGAAUAAUCAUGAAAAAGACGGCCACCUGCCUCAGGAGAAGAGCGAUAUUCUGAAAGAAGCGGAGCAGCAGCUCAAAAGGGGGUCGCAAAUUCUUGAGCUCGCUCCUGGCUAUGUCUCUCUGGAAGUGGUGUUCGGCCGCGUCUACAUCAAGAAGAUGGCUCCAGGAUUGGUAGACCACAGUGGUUCUGGUCCAACUCACUCAGCCGAGGACGUCCUUGGAUUAUUAAACGGCACAACUUUUCGGCAAGACUGUAUCGGAUUCUCUCCUAUCCUCUCAACAUCAGCCGGCGAUGCCAAUACGCUGGCUAACAUUACGCCGUCGGGGGAAUCCCCUUGGCACCUGUAUGAGAAGGAAACCUGGUUUGACUUGGAGUGUGUUUUUUACGGACCAAAAGGCGAGGAACCCGUGAUUGUCGAGUUGAAUGCAGACAAUUAUCAAUACCGCGUCCGUGGCCAGCGCCAAGAUUUCUUCGCCAUUUACCUUCACUGCCCGCAGAGAGCUUGGGACAUGAAGGCCUGCGGAGUGCGAGCAACUGCGCUGACACCCGAGCACAAGUUGAAAUGCUUUGUCAAAGAUAUUGUAAAUCAAAUGGAUAUCUUAGCCGACGAGAAAGGGAAGUUGAGAAUCCAGUAUCCAGACUACGGCCGUACACGGGAGAUUGAGAGCAUCACCAUGCGACAAGUUGCCCGAUAUCGCCAUGGGAAGAAGAGGGAUAGCAGCGUCCUCACAGUCACAAUGACAUACUCAAUGGAAGAAAGCUCGUCGACGGACAAGACCAGGGGCGCAGAAAGGCUUCGAGUAUUUGCCUGUCCCAAGAGCUCGAUGAACAGCGCUCUUCCCCAUCAACACGUUGUGGCAAGCAUAACAUCCUCGCGGUUGAGCCGGUAUCUUGACAAGAAUGUCAAGUUGGAGUAUGGGGACAAGGCUGCGUGGGACGCAGACCAGCUUGAGAGCGAAAACGUGUUUGAGGACAUGCUUAGGCCGGCGUUUGGUAUGAUUUCUCACAUGGACCACAUUGGAUCGUCGAAUGACACGAUGAGAGAUACGAAUGACCUGGAUGCGAUUCAUGACGCACUGGUGGAGUCUGAUGCGAAGAAGAAGAAGUGGGCGUUUUGGUGA
Trichoderma citrinoviride is the source of this 3396-nucleotide messenger RNA. RefSeq lists its product as hypothetical. The record is from RefSeq and is a predicted model, not a curated record. Lineage: Eukaryota; Fungi; Ascomycota; Sordariomycetes; Hypocreales; Hypocreaceae. The transcript has 5 exons. Bases 1 to 3396 code for a protein of 1131 amino acids.